ACCGAAACGGAAGCCAAAAACCCUACCACUCUGAAGUUUAAACUUCCCGAUUAGAGCAAAGAAAAACUCUCUGAAGCUGAUAGAGAUGGCACGAGCGGCUCUCUUUCACCUGCUCCGAUCCCAAUCCAGGCAGCUUGCUUCAAGAAGCGUCCAUUCAGGUUUUCCUCAUAGAUUUGGAGCAUGGUCAUACACCCAGGGCAUCAAGCCCAACUUUGAUUCCCCUGUUAAGGUUUUUGCUUCCCAGAAAAGAUGGGCAUCUCCAGCCACUGCAGCAGAAGAUGACAGCAAAAUCAGCAUUGGUCCUCAUAGAGGUGGAGAAGAUGGGAGAGAUGAGAAGGACACGGGGAUUGUUUACUAUGGGCCUAUCUCAUCCACCAUUAAAAAAGUGAAGCUGCUCUCUCUUUCAACUUGCUGUCUCUCUGUAUCAUUAGGUCCUGUCAUAACCUUCAUGACGUCUCCAGAUAUGAACGUGAUUCUCAAAGGUGCAGUGGCAUCUUCUGUGAUAUUCAUAAGUGCUACAACCACAGCUGCUCUUCACUGGUUUGUUAGCCCCUACAUUCACAAGCUCAGAUGGCAGCCCGGUUCAGACAGCUUUGAGGUGGAGAUGAUGUCAUGGCUGGCAACAUACAUUCCUCGGACCAUCAAGUUUGCUGACAUCCGGCCACCAGAGACCAACAGGCCGUUUGUGACAUUCAAAGCCAAUGGAAAUUUCUACUUCGUGGAUGUUGAGCAUUGCCAUAACAAGGCAUUGUUGGCAAGACUCACGCCGCGGAAACAUGAGUCAGCUUUGAAGAACUUGUGAUUAGAAACACUGCUUUUUAUAUGAAUAACUUUAUCUUCAAAGUUGUAAGAUUGUGAUAAGCCUGGCCUUGAGUAUUUCAAGCCUUCUUAGGCAUUUCUUCUAGUUUAGUGAUUACUUAAAACCAAAGUGUUUUGAUCUGAAUUUUUUUUAUUUUACAUAUCAAGUUUCCUUCAUUUGAAAUUAUAGAAUUUAUAGUCAAAUUGGCUUCCUCGAGUGUAAUAACAGUGCCAUUUACUU
This is a messenger RNA of Rubroshorea leprosula, 1039 nucleotides long. NCBI's taxonomy places the organism in Eukaryota, Viridiplantae, Streptophyta, Magnoliopsida, Malvales, Dipterocarpaceae. The record is from the annotation of a GenBank genome assembly.